AUGGAAGAUGGAGACCUCCAAUUGCGAACCAGCCCAGGUCGCCCUUUGCGAGAGCAAGAACAGGAGCAAGAAGGGGCCAUUGCGUUGCCGCGUGAUGAGUCGGUGGAUGAAUGGAUAUUCGAACUUCCGCCGCUACCUUGGGACACAUACAAAACAGCCUUGGUGCGCUCUGUGCUGGCUGGAAAACGCUCCCAAAUCCAGCUUGAUAAACCGAGUGGCCGAACAGUUUAUAUGGGACCGACAAGCAACCAGCAUCAGAUGGGUACGGCUGGUUCCCAGCUGCCGAGGCCGGUUGAGCUACCCAAUGCCGAAGGCCAGGCCAACAGCACCAGUUUUACUCUUGCUGAGCUGCAGUUGUUCUACCGUAUGCUUUUAGGGAGAAGGCACAGACUACAUCCCCAGUGCCUCGCACCCUCUGCUUCGACAGGAUGUUUCGUGUCCGAGGCGGACGAGCCUACAACUCAAGUCCUGUCGCGCAAGUCGUCAUUGGUUGAACAUUACGGCGGUGAAUUCAGCUCAAUGGCGGGCCUUGAGCUUGAAAAUUGCUGCUUGGAAAACAUGAAGGCGUUCUUGCUGAAAGCAUAUCUUGACGCGCUGCAUGGAAAAUUUGACUCUGCUACAGUUCUUAACAGUGUCGCUUGUGCGAUGGCCAAAAGGCUUGGAGUACAUGUCGACUGUAUGUCAGAUCAGGCAACAUUGAAUGACCUUGCAACGGAGGCAAAGGAGCCUGCCUCUGCCUUUUGGGCUUGCCUCUGGCUUGAUAGGCGGCUGGCCGUACUCGAAGGAAGGGGUUGUCACAUCGACCAUGUCGAUGUAUCAACCACUCGACCCCUAACACUCCUGUCGACGAGCGCCGAAGUUGGCGAACUUCCAUUGUCGCUCGAGCUCAUCUUUGCCUGCCAUGUGGAACUCUUUUGGAAUCAGGACAUUGUCCUCGGCAAGCUGUACCGGUUUAUCGACGAUGUUGCGAAAGACGAUGCCAUCUCGGAUGGCCACAUGAAGUACAUUUCAUGGCUCUCCUCAGUGCCCUCGGCUAUGCGGGAUAUACCAAAAAGCAAGACAAUCCAUCCGAGUUUACUUGCUUUCCAUUUGUGCUUCCAUACGGGCCUCAUUCUCCUGCAUCGCCGGUUGCUUGGCGACCCUGGUCAAACUGCAGAACUAUCCAAUCGUCGGUGCCAGGAGUCUGCAAGUACCAUCACGACGCUUCUGAAACCAUACCGCGAUAUCUUUCCCAACACAUUGUCGGAUCCCAUGGUCUUACAUGCCGCUUUCACAUCUGCAUUGGUCCACCUCGCUCUUCUCUUGCAACCGGAUAUUGUGUCGUACCGAUCAUCUCUGAGAGCCCUUCGUGUGACCAAAGAAUUUCAGUUCAACUAA
Molecule: messenger RNA, 1377 nt
Organism: Aspergillus mulundensis
Lineage: Eukaryota; Fungi; Ascomycota; Eurotiomycetes; Eurotiales; Aspergillaceae
Product: fungal specific transcription factor domain-containing protein
Exons: 6
Coding region: 1-1377 (458 amino acids)
Biological process (GO): DNA-templated transcription
Molecular function (GO): zinc ion binding; DNA binding
Source: RefSeq, a predicted model, not a curated record